Molecule: messenger RNA, 2570 nt
Organism: Puntigrus tetrazona (Sumatra barb)
Lineage: Eukaryota; Metazoa; Chordata; Actinopteri; Cypriniformes; Cyprinidae
Product: protein shisa-2
Exons: 2
Coding region: 713-1597 (294 amino acids)
Source: RefSeq, a predicted model, not a curated record
AAAUUGUCAGCGGGUCACUCUCAGUCUAUCAAUGCCAAAUCCUCACUUUGCACCAGUCCUGCUUGAGAUAUUGACAGCUGGCUGCCUGCGCCCUUCGGAAAUCAGUCGUUGCGGUCGAGUGCUCUUUUAAAUAUUAAUGAGCCAGACCUCCCAAAACUUUUUACUGAAGGCGCACGAUGCGGAUUAAUGUGGAAAAACUUCCUUGACCGGUUAGUAGAAAAAAAAAAAAAUCGUGAGAACACAUUGAGGAAUCGAGAGUAUGGAUUACAAGUGAAGUCAGCGUUGGUUGCUUCGUAUCUCAAGGGAAGACAUUUGAGAAGCGGCGACAUGAAGAUCCGCUCAGAGUUGGAUUGAUGCAGAGUUCGCUGGAGGUUUCUCGCAGGAAUAUAGGAUAUUCUGAGUUUACGGUUUAUGAGCGUAAAACCCCGUCCCUUAUGGCUUUUAUGCGUUCUCACGCGCGUCUUUGCUUUCAAUCCGAAACAAAGCUACUGGAAGUCUUGUGACGGCAAACAGUGGAUACUUGUCUGGAGCAGUUCUGCUGGAUCUAUUGAAUUAACCUCGGAAUUUCUCUGCCCAAUGACAUUUCCAAAGUUGUUAGUUUGGUUCCUUUUUGCAGCGUCUCCUCGUUUUAAUAGUUUCAUUCGCCGAGCCGUUAACGUAACAGGUCCAGACCAGAUCCUGAGGCGUUUAGGGCGCGCGGGUUUGUGACAGGAUGCGGGGAUGCACGGGGUUCCCGAUAGCCGUCUCGGUGGUCCUGACGCUUCUGACCAUCAUUAACGUGAAGGCGAGCGGGGAGUAUUGUCACGGGUUUCACGACGCCCAGGGCGCGUGGAGAGACGGCUUUCAGUGCCCGGAGCGCUUCGACGGCGCCGAGGCCAUCAUCUGCUGCGGGAAGUGCGAGCUCAGAUACUGCUGCUCCAGCUCAGAAGCCCGCCUGGACCAGGGCACGUGUGAUAACGAUAAGCAGACGCAGGACACAAACACUGGGAACAAGGACGACAAAACUUCUGGGGCAGUACCCAUCUACGUGCCCUUCCUGAUCGUCGGCUCGGUCUUCGUUGCCUUCGUGCUGGUGGGCUCCGUUGUUGCCGUGUGCUGUUGCCGCUGUCUCCGUCCCAAACAGGAGCCUUCAUCAGGAGGCGGCUCAGGAGGAGGGUCCAGCAGCGCCCGCGUCCUCGAGACCAUUCCCAUGAUGGCCAGCACAGGUACGUCCCGAGGCUCGUCCUCCCGCCAGUCGAGCACGGCCACCUCCUCCAGCUCUUCAGCUCCCCCGGCCGCCCCCCGGCCCAUACCUGCCCCUCUGCUCCGCGCCCAGGCCUCGUGCUGCCUCCCGCCGGACGCCAGCGUCUAUGUGAACAUGCCUACCAACUUCUCAGUGCUAAACUGCCAGCAAGCCACUCAAAUCCUUCCUCACCAAGGCCAGUUUCUACAUCCUCAGUACAUAGGAUUCGCCCACCCCGUUUCUCCGGCUCCCGCCUUCCUAGAUCCCACUCAAGCGGGCUACCGCCCAUUGCAGUCUCCUUACCCUCCGCCGACCAGCAUUGCUAGUGUGCCUAGUGUGACCGGGGAUCAGAAAUACCCUCCGGUCACCAUGUGAAGCCCAAUGGGACCAUCAUAGGAAAUCGCACAAAAAUCCGUUCAGGGCACAAAAGUGAGAGUCAUGGCUUGCAACCUCACAAAUGAGACUCUCAAACCGGUGCUCUAUCAAACACAACAUUGUUUUCUGUGAUAUAAAGGACACAGUGAUUAAAAAAAAUGACUGGAUGAGUGUGUAACGUGCCUUGAAAUGUGCUGUUGUAAAUGAAGCGCGUGUGUAUAUAUGCAAUGUAUAUUUGUGUUGUAUAACCGUGCAUGUGCGUACUGUGCGUGACUGAAUAGGCGUGUUGGUUUAUGAGAUGCAAUGUGUGUGUGUGUGUGUGUAGUGAGCUAUAUGUUGUGUGUAAUGGGAAUCACAGGUGCUGUAAUGUGAAAAACAGUCCUGGCUCCCUGUUGGAUGCUUAAAAUCUAAUGAAGUGAACACAGGACACAGACUGUGACGCUCCACCCUCUUGCCCACUGCAACACACGCACAUACAGUAGACACACACACUUACAUUUCGCAUACACACACACUCACAAGUCAUUUUCGCAUUGCCAAGGAAGUGUAUAGAAAAUAUACAAAAAUAUAGGCCUGUGUUUGGGAAAGCGAUGUGCGAAGGUGUGUGUAGCUGAGAUCAGCGGUCUUCUGAAAGCACCAGAGUCAAUUACGCAGUAAAAACUGUCUGCCAACUGUUCCCCUUCACUAAGUCUCUGCCUUGUGAAAGGACCGUGUAUGUGUGCCACUUUUCUUCCCCACUGUUAGCAUAAGGUACACUCGAGGAGUUCCAGGGCAUUUCAUUUGGAGUGGGUUUCUUUCAGCGCACUCAAAGGCGGCAGUUUAGCGAGGAAAGAAAAGUCCCAGGCUACUCCAGAAGAAGGCCAUCACCUUUCUGAACUUUUAAAACUCCAGCAAUUAGAUCGUAAACAUCACAAUGAAAUUAAACUCUGCCAUUUUGAAAUCACCAAAAAAAAUAAAUAAAAAAUAAAAAAUC